UUUGUCGAUCUCUCAUAAGUCACAUUGAGAUCAUAAGUCACAUUCACAUUGGUCAAGUAAGUUUUGUGCGCUCUCAUGGUAUAUAAAUCCAUCUUUGUACGUCAUUACUUUCUAAGCUCAUUUCAUUUGUUAUCACAUUUAUCAGAAUUGUGCAUGGUCACAUGAUAUAUAAAUCCGUCUUUGUACAUCAUUCACUUACUAGGCUCAUUUCAUUUUUCUAUCAUUUUUAGAUCAGGUUAUAAAAAUCUCUCUGAUUACUAAAGCCAAUUCAGAUAGCAACCAUAUGAAAUUUCUCUUUGACUUUUGACACCACCAAACACCAUAUAACAACAACAACGCCUUCCACCACUCAUAUCUUAUACUCAAUCCAAUAGAUCAAACUCUCUCUCUCUCAUGGAGCAAGAGGUCCCUAACACUAACACACCAGUAGCACUGGUUGUGGGAGUGACAGGCAUGGCAGGGUUGAGCUUGGCUGAAGCUUUAAAGAGUCCAACGGCCCUUGGUGGUCCAUGGAAAGUCUACGGCUCAGCUCGCCGCCCCAACCCGACAUGGUUCCCUUCCUCCACCCUUGACCAUUACAUAACUUUUGAUGCCUUAAACUUUGAUGACACACUCAAACAUCUCGCCCCAAUAGCCCAUGAAAUUACCCAUGUCUUUUGGGUAGCAAUCCAAGUACGUGAAAAUGAAGAAUCUAACGUAGCUGCCAACUCUACCAUGCUUGAAAAUGUUAUUAAAGCUCUCAAAUCAGCCACACCUUCACGGCUAUGCCAUAUAACAUUGCAAACCGGAACCAAACAUUACAUGGGUCCGAUCUUUGAUCCAGUUCUUGGAACCCAACUUGUGCAUCAUGAACCUCCAUUUCAUGAGGACAUGCCUCGACUACCCUACCCUAACUUCUAUUAUGCCUUAGAAGACCUUUUGGCUUCAUACUCACCAUCAUUCUCAUAUUCUGUGCACCGUUCUUCUAUAAUAGUUGGUGCAUCCUCAAGGAGCUUCUACAAUGCAUUGCUGACUCUAUGCGUGUAUGCUACUAUCUGUAAAUACCAAGGCCUGCCCUUUCGGUAUCCAGGUACAAAAUACACAUGGGAGAAUUUCUGCGACAUGUCAGAUGCACGUGUGUUAGCGGAGCAACAAAUUUGGGCUGCGGUAACGGAAAGAGCCAAGAACCAAGCCUUUAAUUGCACCAAUGGUGAUGUUUAUACGUGGAAGAGCUUAUGGACGGUGUGUUGUGAGGUCUUUGAUGUUGAGUUUGUGCCAUUUGAUGAGAAUGAAAAGUUUGAUUGGGUUGGGAUGAUGAAGAAGAAGGGAAGGGUGUGGGAUGAGAUCGUUGAAAAGUAUGGGCUCUAUAAGACCAACAUGGAGGAAAUUGUUUGUCCAGAGGCAUUCGAUGCAGCUUUGCACUUUGAUUUUCCACAUGUUUGUAGCAUGAACAAGAGUCGUGAGUUUGGGUUUUUUGGGUAUGCCAAUACAUUGAAGAGUAUUGGCCUGUGGGUGGGGCGAUUAAGAGACAUGAAAAUAAUACCCUAGUUACGAAAUCAUGAUUGCAAAGAAUUUAAUAAAAUAAUUUCUUAGAUUGAAGUUUCACUUGGUGUAAGAUUCUACUAUUGUUGUAUUAUUCAGAGGUGAAAUGAAAUACAUAGUUAUCUGUUUUUUA
This is a messenger RNA of Quercus robur (English oak), 1654 nucleotides long. Its product is annotated as 3-oxo-Delta(4,5)-steroid 5-beta-reductase-like. The transcript is spliced from 2 exons. The coding region runs from base 394 to 1527 and encodes 377 amino acids. The record is from RefSeq and is a predicted model, not a curated record. NCBI's taxonomy places the organism in Eukaryota, Viridiplantae, Streptophyta, Magnoliopsida, Fagales, Fagaceae.